AUGAAGAAGACGAGCAUCAACGGCCCCAACGCCAACGCCAACGACGAGGCCAGCAAGCCUUGGGCUCCAGCUUCCAGCUCCCCCGGCCGCCGCCGCCGCCGCCGCCCGCCCGCCCUCAGCUCCAUAGUGUAUCCCGUCAGGGAGACCCUUCUCUACCCGAGACUUAUCCUUGACGACCACAACGACGACAACGAUAACGACCAAGCCGCCUCUUUUUUGUUAUACCUCACGCCAACUGAUCCUCCCCCCGUCCCUCCUCCGGUCACAGACUCUUCUCCAUCUUUCACUCCAGAUAUCCCCGCCAACAUGCCUGUUCAACUGCUGCCAGCCUCUGCGGCUGCUUUCGCCCCGAGAGCCUCAUCCGUCAACGUCGUGCUGGGAUCCAAGGUCGAGCCGUGGUUGACACAGACCCUGAAGCGCAUCAACCGGAUCAAGCGUCCACUCAACAGCGUCCCUCAACACCAAAGAUGUCUGACCGAGACACUGUCAUCACCCAACGCCAUCUGGACUCUCACUUCCAUCAUGCUUCCCAAGGCCCCGGAAUCUGACUUGCGCCAAGACGAGAACCCUCUCGUCGAGGCCCUGUUCAACUACCAGCUUCUCCACAUCGAGGCCUACAUCGUCCACGUCGAUAUGGUCCUGCGCAACGAGGUCGCUUUCAAGCUCACCACCGACUCAAUAGACGCUUUGGUCGAGUACCACAAGGAGAUCCACUGCGUCGACAGCAAGGCUAACACCUACGACUGGUCUGAGAAGGACCAACAGUGCAAGAAGCUGCAUGAGGAUUUCGUCCAAGCCAUUAACAAGUUUGUCUACCGCACACAUGUUACUGCCUUGGAAGGGCUGGAGGAAGAGGGCGCUGGUGAGCUGCUCUCCGGUAAGAGCGAGGAGGUCAAGAACAACAUCAUGGGCCUCAUGAAGCCUUUGCUGCCUCCUCCUCCCCGUGUUGUCGAUGUCAUCAGACAACCACCCCUGCUCCCCAGCUCACCCGCCAACGCCAGCAUCUGGUCGCAACCCCCUACGCCUGCCAGCCUAGUCGCCGUCGAUGCGUGGAGAGUCCUGCCAUCAAGUCCGAGCAUUGCAUCAACAUCUCAGGAGUCAACGCCAAUCUGGGCCAACAUUGGCAUGAGCGAGGUUCAGAUCCCCUCCCCUACGCCUGCAUACAGCCAACCAUUCUCCACGGCCGGGUUCUACUACAGUGCACCAGCAAUCACGGCGCCCAUCCCAGCGUUGCCUCUCCCCAGCAUGUUCACGCCUCAGUGUGGCGUGAGCGUCGGCUACGGUGGCUUCGGCUGGGAUCGCUACCAGGAGUACACGACGACGAUGUGA
Messenger RNA from Colletotrichum acutatum, 1329 nucleotides. RefSeq lists its product as uncharacterized. The transcript has 2 exons. The coding region runs from base 1 to 1329 and encodes 442 amino acids. The record is from RefSeq and is a predicted model, not a curated record. NCBI's taxonomy places the organism in Eukaryota, Fungi, Ascomycota, Sordariomycetes, Glomerellales, Glomerellaceae.